GAAGGCGGGACUUCCGGGAGUGCAGGUUGGACCAUAAAGUGAAAGACUUCGCCUCCUUAAAAUAGGAAGAAAACCCAGAGGACGACGCGUCACAAGUUAUAAAACAAGUGUAAUGAUUUUCAGACAUGGACGACAUAAACCUUCAUUAUCGCUUCAUGAACUGGAGGAGACGAAUUCGAGAAAUCCGUGAGGUCCGAGCCGUGCGGUACCGGGAGCGGCUCAAGAGGAUGCUGAGAGAUGGCGACGUCCUCAGGUAUCAUGGGAACUCCGAUGAAGUUGGCUGUUUUGUAGCUGCAAGACCGUUAUCUAAAAGGAUCCGCUAUUUUGAAGUGACUAUCGUUGAUACGGGAGUGAGGGGGAUGAUUGCUGUCGGUUUGGUGCCUCAGUUCUACAAACUGGACCAUCAGCCCGGCUGGCUUCCCAAUUCUGUGGCUUUCCAUGCAGAUGAUGGCAAGCUCUACAACGGCAGCACAGUCGGGCAGCAGUUUGGUGCCAAAUGCUGCAGAGGUGACAGAAUCGGUUGUGGAAUAUCAUUGGACUCCGACGACGGACAGAUAACUGUGUUUUUUACCAAAAAUGGAGAUGAAAUCGGCAGUGUUGAUAUCCCAGCAUCUCCUGAAGCUCUUUACCCUGCAGUAGGGAUGCACUCGUUGGGGGAAGAAGUGCUCCUGGACCUGAACGCUGAUUGGGGAAUGGAGGACGAUGAUGCACAGAUGAUAGUUGACAGUCACGAAGAGGACUGGGCCCGUCUCUAUGACGUCAAGGUGACGGGCACGCUGCUGGAGUAUGUAGGGAAAGGGAAGAGCAUCGUAGACGUGGCCUUGGCUCAGGCUCGCCGACCUCUAAACACACGCUUCCACUAUUAUGAGCUGGAGAUCACAGAUGCUGGAGAGAAGUGUUUCAUCGCCCUGGGGCUGGCACGCAGGGACUAUCCAAAAAACAGACAUCCAGGUUGGAGCAGAGGAUCCAUAGCUUAUCAUGCAGACGAUGGAAAGUUGUUCCAUGGAAGUGGGGUCGGGGACCCUUUUGGGCCUCGGUGUUUUGCGGGGGACGUCAUGGGCUGUGGGAUCAUGUUUCCACGUGACUUCAACCUUGAUGAUGACGGAGACGACUGGGAGCUGGACGUGGUUCCUAAGCCCAGCGAGGUUCAGAAUGACUUGUAUGCAAACAAUGACGAUGAGGAGGAGGAAGAGGAGGAGGGAGAAGAUUUAGAGGGGAGGAAGGUCAUGGUGUUUUUCACUCGGAACGGAAAGGUGGUGGGAAGGAAAGAAGUGGCCUUACCAGCAGCAGGUUUCUAUCCCACUAUUGGUAUGAUGAGCACUGGGGAGAAGGUGAGGGUGGACCUGCAACCCCUCAGCGGCUGAUUUGGUCAAACCAGAAUAGGAUAAACGAUGACGCUUGAGAAACGGGACAAUAAAUGAUCCCCUCACAUGAAAAAACCCCCAAAACAUCACUUUAACACGAAGCUGGAGGACGUCUCCUUUAUUGUAUAAAAAUCACUGAACAUGCUGGCAAAACGUGUUUCAAAGACUGAUCAAAAUGUUCUGUGUGCCAAAAAUGUGCUUUGUUCUAAAUUGAUUUUAUUUACUGUAAAAACAUAAGGUUUUUAAACGUUAAAUAUUAUUGUGGUAUAAAUCAUAGCAGGAAGUUUAUUAAAAUGCCAAAAAAAAAGGUCUCACCUGAGUAAUGAAUGUAAGAGUUCAGAUAGAGCAGACGUCGGGUUAUAAAUGGAUCCUGUUCAGGGUGCGCAGUAGUAAAAAUCAGCUGAUG
Molecule: messenger RNA, 1770 nt
Organism: Nematolebias whitei (Rio pearlfish)
Lineage: Eukaryota; Metazoa; Chordata; Actinopteri; Cyprinodontiformes; Rivulidae
Gene: spryd3
Product: SPRY domain containing 3
Exons: 11
Coding region: 126-1364 (412 amino acids)
Molecular function (GO): protein binding
Source: RefSeq, a predicted model, not a curated record